GCAAUUUUGUUUCUGCAACUUAUUUGGCGGUUUUGUCGCUGCGAGUAUUUUGGUUAAUUUGUUUUUGUGACUCUGUGGAACCCAGUUCAGCUACUGUAUUUUCAGGAGCACUCUUGCAAUUUGAUUGUGUGGCACUGCGAAAAUGGAUAAAAGUUGCAAAGGCAAGAGAACCAUUAAGAGAGCAACAAUAGAGGUGAAGAAGCAAAUUAUUUCCAAGCAUGAAAGUGGUGUCCGUGUAAGUGAUCUGGCAACGCAGUUUGGUAUGGCCAAAUCUACAAUUUGUACCAUCUUAAAAAAUAAGGAAGCCAUUAAAGGAGCCAAUGUUGCAAAAGGUGUUAAAACACUCACAAGGCAACGAACACAGACAAUUGAAGAAGUGGAAAAAUUGCUUUUAAUAUGGAUAAAAGAAAAACAGUUGGCCGGUGACAGCAUUUCUGAGAGCAUAAUUUGUGAAAAAGCUUUACAUCUACAUGCAGAACUCAUCAGAAACACCCCUGGAACAAGUGCCGAGGGUGAGAUUUUCAAGGCAAGUAGAGGUUGGUUUGAUAAUUUUAAGAGGAGAAGUGGCAUACACAGUGUGGUGAGACAUGGUGAAGCUGCCAGUGCCAACAAAUUAGUUGCUGACCGAUUUGUUUUGGAUUUUAAAGAUUAUGUUGAGUCACAGGGUUUCAUUCCCCAACAAGUUUUCAACUGUGAUGAGACAGGCCUCUUUCGGAAGAAAAUGCCAAAGAGGACCUACAUAACAAAGGAGGAGAAAUCAUUGCAAGUGAAUAGUGAUGAUGUGGAGGAGUUAGUGGAGGACCACAAGACUGAGCUCACCACAGAAGAACUCCAAAACAUCCCGACGGAGCAGCAACAGGCGGCAACUGAGGAAAUAUCUUUGGAGGAGAGCAGAGAAAUUGUAUCUACUGCACUGAUCAAAGAGAUGUGUGCAAAAUGGGCUGAAGUGCAAAGUUUUGUUGAAAAAUAUCACCCUGAUAAAGCUGCUGUAAGCCAUGCCACCAACACUUUCAAUGAUAAUGCUAUUUCUCACUUUAGACAAAUUUUAAAACAUCGGCAAAAGCAAAUAUCAACUGGAAAAAAAUUAGUGAGGAAAAGAAUCAGCGGGUCUGAACCAGGUGUCAGUGGUGUAAAAAAAGCAAGGGAAGGAACAGCAGGAGAGGAGUCACUUACUGCUAUUAUGGAAGAGGACCCUGACCCCUCAUCCAAACAAUGACUAUCAUCAGUGAAGGAAAACAACUAUGCCUCAUUGUUCCAAAGCGAGCAAAUCUGGAAUUUGGGAUACUAACAAGCUUUACACAAACUGGUGCCAUGUCUAGCCUUGAACUGGCACUAAGUACUUGAAGGGGGGGAACCGACACCCCAAAGGUGGAGGACUUUGAGGUCCAUGCUGGAUCGCCUGGAAUGAGUGCUGAGGAUCCCCUUGACAGGCUGUCUGGUGGGAAACUGUCUGAAGAACCCUUUGAGCUGUCAGAGGAAGAGACUGAGCCAGCCCUCAGUCCUGAAUAACUCUGGCACCAAUUGGCCUGGGCACGGACUGAAGAGCAAUGACAUAGCAUGGGUCUGCAGACGCAGACGUUGUACAUGGUAAGCAAUUGUUGGAACUCCUUUACUACCAGCAGCUGGGGUUAGGGUGUUAUGUAUGAGGCCACAGUAUAUAAGGUCUUACACAUUAGCCUUUUAGUUGCAGGAAACAACACAGAUAUCUCUUCUUGUUUGUGGGAUCCUUAGUCCUGCUUCCAAUUCCCUCACCUUGCUGAAUUCACUGUGAUGUUCAACUUGGGUGUACUUUUGGAUCACAUUUUGGACCUAGUCUGAUUCUCUGUGGCUCAAGACCAUAGCCCCCUGAGGGCAUGCCCUGCAGCAUGACAAUUGUUUCAUUUAACCAGUGUCCUUAGUAAUUCAUAUCUAUCCAUUGGUAUGUUGCAAAUGCCACCACUAUUGCAUCAUCUGGUGUUAAACAGUGACCAGCAUCACAUGCUCUUUGACCUGAUAUAACAGUUCCUUGAGAUAGUCACAGAAGGAAACGUUUGCAGUGCAAUCCUGUACAAUUCAACUCAGAAAUAUGCCUCAUUGCGUUCAGUGGGGCUUACAGGUAAAGGUCUAUAGGAGAGCAGCCUCAUUUAACUAAACUUUAAUUCAUAAAGUAACACCCCUCCCCAAAAAGCCCCCUAGGUUUCAAAACUUAUUUGUUCAUUGUCAGUUCUUUUUCACAUUGUUUUCUGUGGCAACUUCUUAUUUAAUUCUACAGAAGUGCAAUCAAGGUUAUGGUUUGAAGGAAUGUAGGGCGAUCAUCUUGCUGAAACUAAACUGGUGGGGGUCCAGCCAGCACCUACAUGAGAGAUUUCAUGCAGCUUAAGACUCUGACUCAAAGAACAUCACCCCCAGAAAAGACAUUUAUCUAUUGUAAAGGUAUUUUACCAAACUAAUAAGACAAUUGAUAACAUCCCCCCUUAAAACACUUUGCUUUUACACUGAAAACACCCGUUUUAUUUAUUUGUUGAGCCACAGUUUAUGUGGUUUGUCAUAUGAAAACAUUCAUCAUCGUUUCAUAAUUACAGUCGCUAUGAAGAGGCUGCCAAGAAAUGCUUUAUUGGUUGCAGGGGCUCAUGAGAGCAGCAUACCUUGUGGACUGGCAUGGAAAGUAUGCCAAUCUCAAGGAAGCCACCAGGAAUGUGCAAGGAAGCAGCAGCAACCUCACAGCAACCAAGCAUGAGUACUGGUUAUAUAAUGCAUAAAAAGGCCAUAAUUACUUGUUUUUUAAAGUCUGUUAUUUUAUUGGUAUUCUCUUAUGAAUGUUUUACAUCACUUUAUGUAAACUGCUUAGAGUUGUUUUGGUUAGGUGGCAUACAAUCGUUAAAUAAAUGUAUGAAUUUAA
Messenger RNA from Lacerta agilis (Sand lizard), 2878 nucleotides. RefSeq names its product tigger transposable element-derived protein 1-like. The coding region runs from base 143 to 1216 and encodes 357 amino acids. Gene Ontology annotation, molecular function: DNA binding. The record is from RefSeq and is a predicted model, not a curated record. NCBI's taxonomy places the organism in Eukaryota, Metazoa, Chordata, Lepidosauria, Squamata, Lacertidae. Gene Ontology annotation, cellular component: nucleus. The transcript has 3 exons.